AUGGAUGAACAAAAGGAGAAGGAUGUUCCUCCUGUUGGUACUGGCUCAGAGUCCACGGUGACUGCCGGUGGGCAUGUAGCUGGUGAAACCCUAGCGGGGUCCGAGGCUUGUGUGAGUGAGGGUCAGGUUGAGGGGUCUUUCACUGAGGAUGUGGGUGAAGAUGAUGGUGGUUCUUGUAAUGGGGAUGAUAUAAUGGUGGAGGUUCUGGGGUCUAAUGUUUAUGUUGGUGGAGUUUGCACUAGUGGGGAUGGGGAGAAAUCAGAUGAUGAGGUGGGUCGUGAUGAGUCGGAUGAAGUUGAUAUGGGUUCGGAGAGAAAUGUUGGGUCCUUGGGUGGAGAUGUUGGUGGAGUGGGUGAACCGGAUUCAGUGGAAGGUUCAAUAGGUGGAGAAACCCAGGUUCUUCAUAUUGAGGAAGCUGAGGUGGUUGCAAGGGAGGUUGUGAAUUCACAGGAAGUUAUUGCUUCAGAUGAAAAAGAAGAUGAUUCUACAGCUGAAAAUGGAAUUGGAGGUUCCUCGGAUGGAGCUCUAUGUAGUGAAACACAAGUUGUGGAGAAUGAAGUUACUGUUAUCGAAAGUGUAGAAGUUUCAGGGAGAGGAUUGGUGGAGGUUGUGGAACAAGAAACGAAGUCGGUUGUUGGUGGGGCUGAUGCACUCCAUGAUUUGAAGACACAGAAAGCUGGUGUUUCAGAUGAUGAAGUAUGGAAUCCUGGGAUUGAAAAAGCUGCAGUGAUUAUCAAUGAAGAAGGUUCGAAUCCCAAGCCCUUGAGUGAGCAAACCCAAGUUCCUGCUGCUACUGGUGAUGUUGCUGGGGAGGACAGAGUAGAUACUUUGACUUCCCAAGUGGCAGGCAAGGAAACUGAUAAAAUUGAUGAAAAUUCGAGUCAUUCAGUAGAAGAAAAGCUAGUUAAGAUUGAGCCAGUAGGUGUUAGCACCCACAGUAGCAGCAAUGGACCUGCACAUUCAGUGUCUUCAUCUCUUCCAGCUCAAGUAGUUCAUGGAGGUGAAAUUGCAGUAAAAGGUGCACAUGAUCUUCUGACUUUUGAGAAAGACCAGUUCUUGAAACCUGAAGAGAGCGUAGAGAACAUGGUUCAUGAUAUUUCCCUGGUUGAAUCAACUUCCGUAUCUCUGCCAACAGAAGUAGUUCCAGGAGGUGUAGUUUCUGUUACAGAUGGAGGCAGCCCUUCGAAUUCUGUAAAAGAUCAGCACUCGAAACAUGAAGAGAGCAUAGACAAGAACAUGGCCCAUGAUAUUGCACAGAUUGAAUCAAAUACCGGGCAAGAGAUGGAAGUGGACAGCCAAGUUAAUGAUGCUGGACAGGUUGGGUUAGAUGGAGGGCAUGGAGAACAUUUGAUGUCUAACAAUGAUGUUCCAGAGCCAGCUGAAAAAGAGCAACUCCUGAAGUCUGAAGAGUCCUUAGAAAAGACUGAGACUGCUUAUGUUGCUCCAGUUCAUUCUAAUAUGGACAUGGAGGGAGUCAAGGAACAAGUUACUGAUGCCGAGGGUGUAUUAUAUGGAGGGGAACAGAUAGAAGAUAAAGGCCAAUACACAAUAGGCGGAAACACUGAAAUUGCAGCAGCAGAUAAUAAUGUUCUCUUGCAUCCAAAUGGUCAGAACUUGAAAACUGAGACUCUGUACAGGAGCUCACAAACUGAUAUCGAAGUCACUGAUAGUGGGGAUAUUGCUCCUAUGGACACUGAGGAGGUUUUCAAUUAUGCCAGUGUGGCUGAGACUAAUGUUGUGCAUGAGGCUGGACUUAAGGAACAAGUUACUGAUGCUGAGCUGGAUGGUUUACAUGGAGGGCAAUACACGGAAGUCGAAACAGAAGCUACUGAGCAACCAAAAUUCAGUGAAGAGGAAAUUAUUAUGGAAGAAGCUAUGCAGCCUGGUAGCUCAGAUAUUUUGCUUCAACCAAGAUAUGAGCUGCCACCAGAAAAUGAAGGCUUGUUUUCUGCGUCUGAUUUAGUUUGGGGUAAAGUAAAGAGCCAUCCAUGGUGGCCUGGACAGAUUUUUGAUUAUACGGUUGCAUCUGAGAAGGCAAUGAAAUAUCAUAAGAAGGACUGCUUUUUGGUAGCAUAUUUUGGGGACCGAACGUUUGCUUGGAAUGAACCAUCUAGUUUGAAGCCUUUUCGAUCUUACUUUCCCCAGUCAGAGAAGCAGUGCAGUUCAGAAGCGUUUCAGAAUGCUGUCAAUUGUGCUCUGGAAGAAGUUUCAAGACGUGUCGAAUUGGGACUAGCAUGCUCUUGCAUACCAAAAGAUGUCUAUGAGAAGAUUAGGUUCCAGAUUGUUGAAAACGCUGGGAUCUGCCAGGAAUCAAGUAGAAGAGAUGAAGUGGAUGAAUCUGCAAGUGCCAGUUCUCUUGAAUGUAAUAAACUGCUUGAAUACAUAAAAGCUUUAGCACGGUUCCCAUCUAGUGGAAGUGACCAAUUGGAACUUGUGAUAGCUAAGGCUCGUUUGCUGGCAUUUUACCGCUUGAAGGGUUACUGCAGCUUGCCCGAAUUCCAAUUUUGUGGAGAUUUAUUGGAAAAUAGCACAGAUAGUUCCCUUUCCGAGGACAAAAUAAAUCUAGGUGAAAGGGAUGAGCAUACGAUUGAAAAGGUGACUUUUUCUGGCCCGGACAUGGUAAAAGUCCAGAGUAGCAAUUCUAAUAAGCGUAAACAUAAUUUGAGAGAUGGAGUGUAUUCUAAGAUAAAAGAAAGAAGCCUGUCAGAAUUAAUGGAAGGUGGCAUAGAUUCUCUAGAUGGGGAUGAUUGGUUGGAUGGGAAGGAUAGUGGUGGUUUGGUUUCACCAUCCUCUGGAAAGAGACGGAAGGGUUUCGAGUAUCAUGCUGAUGACUUAACAGUGCAAGAUGGAAGGAAAGGUCUUUCUGUUGCAAAAGUUUCUAAUACCACACAUAUCCCAAAGCAAUCUUUUAAGAUUGGUGAAUGUAUCCAGAGAGUUGCAAGCCAACUGACAGGGUCUCCCAUAGUGAAGUCCAACAGUGACAGACCUGCUGGGGAUGGAUCUGAUGUUGCUUUCCAGAGUUCUGGUGAUGGCCAUAGAGGGAGAGCAAUUGAUCCAACAGAGUACUCAUCAUUAGGUGAAUUGCUGUCACAACUUCAGUCGGCAGCAGAAGAUCCACGGAACGAAUACCAUUUCUUGAACACUAUUGUUAGUUUCUUCACUGAUUUUAGGAAUUCAGUAGCUGUAGGUCAGCAAGCUGGGGUAGAGCUUUUAGCUGUGGACAAAGUCAGUGGUAAAAGGAGGAAGUCAUCAAAUUCUGGAUUAGGGUUGCCCGAAACUUUUGAAUUUGAUGAUAUGAAUGACACUUAUUGGACAGACAGGGUAAUUCAAAAUGGUGCUGAAGAGCAUGCGUCACGAAGGGGCAGAAAGAUUAAUUUUCAACCUGUCGUCCUUGCCCAACCAGAAAAAUCCCCUCAAGAGGGUCGCAGGCCAUACUCCAGGAGGCGGUAUUCUCAAGGAAAUAACGCUUUGCCAGCAGAGAAGCCUGUUGGCUAUGUGGACGAGAAUGCUCCAGCAGAACUUGUUUUGAACUUCUCUGAGGUGAAUUCUGUUCCUUCAGAAACAAAGCUAAAUAAAAUGUUUAGGCGCUUUGGACCUUUGAGGGAAUCUGAAACAGAAGUUGAUAGGGAAAGCAGUCGUGCUAGAGUUGUUUUUAAGAGAUCUUCUGAUGCAGAAGUUGCUUGCAAUAGUGCUGGAAAAUUCAACAUCUUUGGACCAAUACUUGUAAAUUACCAGCUCAACUAUACUCUAUCCCAGCUCAACUAUACUCCGUCUAUUCAGUUUAGUGCUUCUCCCAGCGCUACAACCCAGGAUCAGGAGAUGCAACUUGUUCUCUCCCCCCAUGACCAUGAGAUGCACCUUGAUCUCUCUGCCCAUGACCAGAUACAACUUGAUCUUUCUACUCAUGACCAGAUGCAACUUGAUCUUUCCACCCAUGACCAGAUGCAACUUGAUCUUUCCGCCCAUGACCAGAUGCAACUUGAUCUUUCCACCCACGACCAGAUGCAACUUGAUCUCUCCACCUUUGAAAACCUGGUUUGA
Molecule: messenger RNA, 4041 nt
Organism: Prunus armeniaca (apricot)
Lineage: Eukaryota; Viridiplantae; Streptophyta; Magnoliopsida; Rosales; Rosaceae
Source: the annotation of a GenBank genome assembly